GAUCGGUUGGAACAGCUCGGAACGUUUCGCCUAUGCGCAACGGCUUUCGCGACGCGUCGCGUGUUCAGAUUUCGUUAUUGCCAAUUAUCGAAUUGCAAUUGCUUUGUCUUUUUUGCAAUAACUAGCAACAAUUAAUUAAAGUUAACAGCAAUGUGUACAAAUGCCUAAUAAUGCAAAAAACGAUUGUUGAGUGGGUAAGGGCAAAGGAAAUGCCGUGUGGAACAUGGUGACAACUAUAAAAAUAACCUGCGAUGGAGUGUUUAUCCAAUCCAAUUCGUAUCUCACGCCCACGCAAACGAACGCAUCAACAGCAGCCACUGUUGCAGCUGCAGCAACAGAAGCAGCAGUUGCUACUGCUACUGGCAGCAGUUUGAGCAACGACAGCGACAACUCGCAGACAAGUAGUGGCAGUCAAACCGCAAGCGCCACCAACCAGAGCCACAACAGUCACAGUACCAAGUCCAAAUCCACACGCACCAAUUGCAGUCGACAUCGAAGUGGAGGCGUGGCAGCCACGCAGGAUACUCGCAGGCGUUACUAUUAUUUUGGCAGCAAGGAUGUCUAUUGGUGCAAACAGAGCUUGACGCGUAGCGCCAGCAGUCUGGGCCACCGGGAAGCCAACAAUAGCACCACCACAAUCACUACUAGUAACGGUGGCCAGCUAAUUGCCAAGGCGCGUCGCCGUCCGCUGCAGCUGUGCAGCAGCCUGAGUGCCGCAUAUGCACCGCCAAAACGAAAGGAAUUCUAUUUUUGUGAUAAAUAUGCAUCCGGUGGCUCUUCCAACUCCACCACCAAUAGCAAUAGCUGUAGCAAUGUCAAGCACACGGCAACAGCCGCAACUAACACAAGUGCGCAGCCAAUCGAUGUGCGUUUGCUGAACUUUCUACGUAAUGCACAGCGCAGAUUUCAAUCAGCAUCGACAACCGUAACAACAGCAGCAGCCGCAGCAGCAACAGCAGCAGCCGCAUCAGCGACAACAACUAAACCAAAGUCUGAAAUCAACAGCAGAAGCAACACCAAAGAACGUGCCUCAGCUAGGAACUGGGGCAACAACAAUAAUAACACCAGUAGCGGCAACAACAACCACAGCAGCUCUCUGCCGCUGAUAAUCAGUACCGAUGAUUGGUUUGACGAAGAAGCAAGCGAAUCAGCAAAGGAAACACAGGCAGGCUUAGCUAAAACAAAUAACCAGGCGCUGAUAACCGUUCAGAUCAAGCAGGGGAAACGCCAACAAAUACAACUAAAGCAAAAGAAACAACGCCAAAUAGCAACAGCAGCAGCAGCAGCUGGGGCAGGCGGACAGGUGACAACGCCAACAGGUGAACCGAACGUUGGCAGCUGCAAGGUCGAGGAUAUGAACAGUCACGCGACCGCCACACAGAACGGACAAUCAACGGUCGUUGGUCAUCAUCGCGGGUACUCGCAGCCAUCGUCGAUCGCUGCCGCUGCCGCGACAGCCGCGUCAGGCGGCACAGCCGGCGAUCCAUGGUAUCUGCAAGCGACUGGGCAUCAAAUGCCGCCAACCGCUCCGCUGAGGCACAAUAAACGACCUGCACCACAGCCCAAUUCCAUGGGCGUGGUCGGCGUUGGAGUUGGUGUUGGUGCUGCAGCAACGCUACUGCAUCAGCAACAGCUGAGUCAAUCCCAGCCACACAUUAUGCCGCCAAGCAUACCACCGCACCAUCAUCAUCAUCAUCGCGACAACAAUGCGCACCAAACAGCAUCAGCAGCCGCAGCAACGGCUUUACAUCUGUCAUCGCAUGCACUAAAUAGUCAUAAUUUAAUCAACAAUCAUUCGCCAAAAUCGCCCAAUCAAACACAACAGCAGCAGCAGCAGACGACGACAAUACAACAGCAGCAACAGCAACAACAGCAACAUAGCAUAUUGUCAACGUUUGCGCCCGCAACAGCAGCAACACCACAUGUCCAGGCCGAACAGGCUGCUGCAUCUGUAACGGCAGCAGCUGUUGCCGCCGUCACACAGCAACAGCAGCAGCAACAUAUGCAGAUGCUAGCCAACUGCGCUUCCAGCAAUAAUCUAAUGUCCUCCUCUCUAACGCUACAAGCGCCGGUUGGCGUAUUGCCGCCAAAAAGCUUAGUCCUGAGCAGCAGUAGCAGCAACAGCACAACCAGCAACAGUAACAACAUGCCAAUAGUUGCUAACAGUGGGAGCACCACCAGCAACAGCAAUACAAGCAACAACGCCACCAGCAACUGUAGCAACACCAACAGCACUGCAGGCAUGUCCACAUCGCUGCAUAGCUUCGAUAUAAACGGCAGCGGCGGCAGCAUGGACAAGUGGACAAGUGGAUCCACAACUGCAAUGAAUCACGCAUCGCUAUCGCCUACGGGCGCACCGCAGCAGCAUCACCUACGCAAAUGUGAGGUUAAACUGAAUGCAAUGCCCUGGUUUCAUGGCAGCAUAACGCGGGAUGAAGCGGAACAUUUGCUGCAGCCACGCGAGGAUGGGCUAUUCCUAGUCCGUGAAUCGACCAAUUUUCCCGGCGAUUACACGCUGUGCGUUUGCUUUCAGGGCAAAGUAGAGCAUUAUCGUGUCAAAUAUCUGGAGAACAAGUUAACCAUCGACGAUGAGGAAUACUUUGAGAAUUUGGGACAACUGGUUGCGCACUAUGAGGCCGAUGCGGAUGGACUAUGCACCCAACUGAUUAAGUGUUUGCCCAAAUUGGGCAAACAAGAGUUUUGCAUUAACUCCAAAGAGUUUGUGGAUAAGGGCUGGGUUAUACCUGAAUCGGAGCUCCAGCUGCGCGAAAGCAUUGGCAAAGGCGAGUUCGGCGAUGUCCUUCUAGGAAUACUACGCAACGAGAAAGUCGCCGUCAAGAUGCUCAAAGAUGAGGGUGCUGUGCAAAAAUUUCUCGCUGAGGCGUCGGUAAUGACAACGCUGGAACACGAGAACUUAGUCAAGUUUAUUGGCCUUGUUUUCACUAGCAAGCAUCUGUACUUGGUGACCGAAUACAUGAGCAAAGGAUCGCUGGUUGAUUAUUUGCGUUCUCGUGGACGACAGCACAUAACCAAAAAGGACCAAAUCAAUUUCGCCUUCGACACGGCCUCUGGCAUGGAAUAUCUGGAGGCCAAAAAGGUUGUGCAUCGAGAUUUGGCUGCCCGUAAUGUUCUUAUCUCGGAGGAUUGUGUAGCUAAGGUAUCCGAUUUUGGUCUGGCACGCGAAGAAUGCUAUAAUCUUGACGUUGGCAAACUGCCCAUCAAAUGGACAGCGCCCGAAGCACUAAAAAAUGGCCGCUUCUCCAAUAAAUCGGAUAUGUGGAGCUUUGGCAUACUACUGUGGGAAAUCUAUUCCUUUGGACGUGUGCCUUAUCCCCGAAUACCAUUAGCGGACGUAGUGAAGCAUGUAGAAGUUGGCUACAAAAUGGAAGCACCGGAGGGUUGUCCAGCGGAAAUAUACGAGAUGAUGCGUCAGGCGUGGGACUUGAAUCCAGUGAAACGGCCAACAUUUGCGGAGCUAAAGGUGAAGUUGCAGCAGCUAAACAAUGCAACAGCGUGAGAGGCGGGCGAGAGCCAAAACAACAACAUUAGAGAUAUAAAAGAAAUCAAUUCAACAACUAAUGGAUAUUUAUGUUUGAAACAAACUUUGAUUUGAGGGCUGGAAAAUAAAAAAGAAAAUCCGCCAAGACAGAACGAAAGCUUAAUUUACACACUGACACUGAACGCAACAAUUUUUCGU
Molecule: messenger RNA, 3697 nt
Organism: Drosophila hydei
Lineage: Eukaryota; Metazoa; Arthropoda; Insecta; Diptera; Drosophilidae
Gene: Csk
Product: probable serine/threonine-protein kinase cdc7
Exons: 10
Coding region: 224-3517 (1097 amino acids)
Biological process (GO): protein phosphorylation
Molecular function (GO): protein tyrosine kinase activity; ATP binding
Source: RefSeq, a predicted model, not a curated record